UACCACGUCAAGCCCGUUAUAAGAAGGCACAGUGAUGAGAGAGAGAUUCAAGAAAGCAGCAGCAGCAGCAAUGGUGGCUACAAAGCUCUUUCUUUUCCCUCUUGUGAUAUUUGUUUCUUCUUUCAUCCAAACACCCAUAUUUGCUAGCAAUAAGAAAUCUUAUGUGGUGUAUUUUGGAGCCCAUUCUCAUGGCCCCCAACCUUCUUCCAUUGACUACGAACGAGUCACGAACUCCCACUACGACUUCUUGGCAUCGUUUGUCGGGAGCAAAGAGAAGGCAAAAAAUGCCAUCUUCUACUCCUACACCAACCAUGUGAACGGUUUCGCCGCGAAGUUAGAAACGGAGGAAGCUGACGAGAUAUCAAAGCAUCCGGAUGUUAUAUCGGUUUUCAGGAACAAGAUGGCGAAGCUACACACGACUCGCUCAUGGGAGUUUCUGGGGCUAGAGAAGAACGGCAAGAUUCAUGAAGGAUCGUUAUGGCAGAAGGCGAGGUUUGGCGAGGAUAUAAUUAUUGGGAAUCUUGAUACGGGCGUUUGGCCGGAAUCAGAGAGCUUCAACGAUAAUGGAAUGGGGCCCAUUCCAAAGAGGUGGAAGGGAUCAUGUGAUAAAAAGGGUGGAGUUCGUUGUAACAGGAAGCUGAUCGGAGUCAGAUACUUUAAGGAAGGGUACGAGGCCGAACAUGGCCCAAUCAACAUCACACUCUCCGCACGUGACACCGAUGGCCAUGGGACCCACACUCUCUCAACGGCUGGCGGUCGCUCCGUUCCCGUAGCAAAUUUCCUCGGUUAUGGCAACGGUACAGCAAAAGGCGGAUCACCCAAUGCCCGUGUGGCCGCAUACAAAGUCUGCUGGGACGACUGCUAUCCUGCGGAUCUCCUCGCAGGCUUUGAAGCAGCGAUCAGCGAUGGCGUAGAUGUGUUAUCCAUCUCCGCUGGUGAGUCAGACGUCGAUGAAUACUUUCAAAGUGCCAUCGCUAUUGGAUCCUUCUUUUCUGUCAUAAAAGGUAUCACCGUCAUCUGCUCGGCUGGGAACUUGGGUCCCAAGAGUGGUACGGUUGAAAAUGUAGCCCCUUGGAUCAUAACUGUGGGGGCCAGUACAAUGGACAGGGAAUUCCCAUCAUACGUCCAGCUUGGUAAUAACAAGCGCAUCAAGGGACAGAGCCUCUCACAAACAGCCCUUCCACCCAACAAAUCAUAUCCAUUGAUCAUAUCCAGUGAUUCUAAAUCUACCAAAUCAACGGCUCACAAUGCCAGCCUCUGUCUACCAGGUUCACUCAAUCCUAAAAAGGUAACAGGAAAGAUUGUUGCCUGUCAAGUUGGAUCGAUCAGUAGUGCGAAAAAGGGCGAUGUAGUGAAAAGGGCAGGAGGUGUCGGUGCCAUCGUUAUGCAUGUGCCCAUUACCGAUGCCUUGGCAUGGCCUCAUCUCCUCCCAGCUACUGAUAUCGCCUGGAAUGGCACUCUUGCAUUACUGUCCUACAUUCGAUCCACUCCAUCACCGACAGCUUACAUCACCCGGCCUACAACAAGGCUCCAAACCAAGCCCGCUCCCACUAUGGCUGCAUUCUCAUCACGGGGGCCUAAUCGAAUCACGCCGGAGAUCCUCAAGCCGGAUAUUACUGCACCAGGAGUGGAUGUCCUUGCAGCUUAUACCCAAUACACUGGGCCCAGCCAUCUCCCUUCCGAUCCACGCCGAGUUCUCUUCAAUGCAAUAUCUGGAACGUCCAUGUCAUGCCCUCAUAUUGCUGGCAUUGUCGGCCUUCUCAAGGCAGUCCACCCCAAAUGGAGCCCAUCUGCGAUCAAAUCGGCAAUCAUAACCACUGCACGAACAAAAGACAAUAUAGGAGUGCCCAUGGGAAACUCUACUUUAUAUAAGGCUACCCCUUUUAGCUAUGGUGCAGGACACGUGAAUCCUAACCGUGUGGUGGACCCUGGCUUAGUCUACGAUCUAACCAUUAAGGACUACUCAAAUUUCUUAUGCGCCGUGGGAUACAACGUGACUGUAUUUGAGGGUUUCACCGGUGAACCCUACCCAUGCAAUCGGAACUCCUUCAAUCUCUUGAACUUCAAUUACCCUUCAAUAACUGUCCCGCAUCUCUCUGGCCUCACCUCUAUAAGUAGGACCGUCAAGAAUGUGGGCCACCCAAGUACCUACAAAGCCAGGAUCCUUGCACCACCAGGAAUUUCUGUAUCAGUCAAGCCCAUGAGCUUGAAAUUUGAGAAGAUCGGUGAAGAGAAGACAUUUAAGGUUAGCCUACUGGCCAAGGAAGGUGGUGUGGCUGGUGAUUAUGUGUUUGGGAAGCUGAUAUGGUCAGAUGGUAAGCACUACGUGAGAAGCCCUAUAGCGGUAAAGGUCGCAAAAGCCUAAAAAGGGUUGAAUUUGCUUAAUGGCUUUGGAUCGUGGCUUUUGGUCUUGUACAAGUUCAUGUCUAGCAUGAAUUACUAAGUUAAGGUAGAAAUUAUCAUAUCUAUAUUUAAGUAUUUAAAUAAAGGGUCGUUUGACAAA
This is a messenger RNA of Magnolia sinica, 2503 nucleotides long. Its product is annotated as subtilisin-like protease SBT5.3. NCBI's taxonomy places the organism in Eukaryota, Viridiplantae, Streptophyta, Magnoliopsida, Magnoliales, Magnoliaceae. Bases 35 to 2365 code for a protein of 776 amino acids. Gene Ontology annotation, biological process: proteolysis. The record is from RefSeq and is a predicted model, not a curated record. Gene Ontology annotation, molecular function: serine-type endopeptidase activity. The transcript is spliced from 3 exons.